GCAUUGGAGGAAUAAGAUUCAUUCUCUUCUCGAUUCUAGUCAUAGUCAAAUAUACUUUAAUGCAACCAAAAGAAAUAGUGUUAUAGUUUAAGGAAACUUAAUAAAAUUAAUAAUUUGAAAAUAAUAUUUUAGGCUUAAGAAGCAAAUAAAUAUAUAGGCAAAAACAAAAUGGUUUCAACAAAGAAAGUUUCUAUAAUUGGUGAAAUAUAUGAUAGUGAUUUAAAAAAUACAAAACAUAAUACUCAGCAUUCAACUAACAUAGAAGCCAAAGUUCGAAUAGACAACAUAGAAAGUUAUGACACUAAAAAUAUAGGACCUCGAAUUGGUACAAGACAUGUUUUGGUUGUUUUGAUGUUUCUCUGUAUAACAGUUGGUUUCACUAUGAGGACGAAUCUGUCUGUAGCUAUAGUAGCUAUGACAGAUAACACCACAUCACCCAAUCCUGACGUUCCGACGUAUGACUGGAAAAAUACUAGUGUUAUUUUAUCGUCAUUUUUCUGGGGUUACAUAACCCUCCAAAUCUUGGCAGGCCACCUGGCCAAAACAUAUGGUCCAAAGUAUUUUCUUUUGCCUGCAUUUUUUAUCAGCUCAGUUGCAUUCAUGUUAAUACCAACUGCAGCAGCUAGGUCAGGAUCAAUAGGAGUGAUGCUAUGCAGAGUUUUUCAAGGUGUGACUCAAGGAUUUAUGUUUCCAUCAGCUGAUACACUCUUAGGUCGAUGGGCUCCAGCAGAAGAAAGAUCUACAAUGGGCACUUUGGUAUAUAUAGGUUCCUCCUGUGGAUCUGUCCUAUCAUCCAUUAUCACCGGAUACUUCUCAUCUUCCUGGUUAGGCUGGCCAGCAUCAUUCUAUCUAUUUGGAAGCCUCGGAAUAGCUUGGUGCGUCCUGUUUUUAAUUUUCGGACAAAACAGUCCAGCCACGCAUCCUCGAAUAACAAAGGAAGAACAAAGAUACAUUCAAGCGUCACUAGGUCAACUUGAGGAUGACGAGGUUGUUCCUACACCAUGGAGAUCCAUAAUCAUGUGUAGGCAUUUAUGGGCUAUAGUGGUAGCCAACGUUGGAUCGUCUUGGGGAUAUUCUAUGUUGAUGACGCAAACUCCAACGUAUUUGUCGAAAGUCAUGAAAUUUGACAUAAAAUCUAAUGGUUUGGUGACAGCUAUUCCGUAUGUGGUAGGCAUUCUAUUUGGUUUUGUGUUUGCCCCUAUAGCGGACUACCUUAUUGCAAAAGAAUAUCUGUCGAGAACUGUAGUCAGGAAAGUUUUUAAUACGUUUGGAUCAAAUGUCCAAGCCCUAUGCCUAAUCAUAUUAGCUUACGUGCCUCAAACUCAACUGUCAGCUGUGAUAAUCCUAGCUGUCGGCAACGCUGCCAACGCUGCCCUGCUGGUUGGCUAUGCUGUCAAUCACAUCGAUCUGUCGCCAAGAUUUUCCGGAAUCAUGCAGGGUUUCAGUAAUGGAACUGGUCAAGGAAUUGCCAUAUUCUCUCCACUAUUAGUUCAAUUUGUUGUAAAUGAUCAGGAAAAUCAGGAACAAUGGAGAAUUAUAUUUCUCACAUCGGCUGUUGUCUAUAUAAGCACUUCCCUGUUCUACGUAAUGUUUUCAUCGGCAGUGAGACAAGAAUGGGACGGGCCAGCCACUGAAGCUGAAGCCAAACUAGAGAGAGUUAAGAAACAGUCUGUUGUCAGUUUAACUGGAUUUUGAUAUUAAUAUACUUGAAAUAAAAUUUACUUUUAUACAAAUAA
Molecule: messenger RNA, 1736 nt
Organism: Sitophilus oryzae (rice weevil)
Lineage: Eukaryota; Metazoa; Arthropoda; Insecta; Coleoptera; Curculionidae
Product: putative inorganic phosphate cotransporter
Exons: 9
Coding region: 169-1695 (508 amino acids)
Biological process (GO): monoatomic anion transport; transmembrane transport
Cellular component (GO): plasma membrane
Molecular function (GO): transmembrane transporter activity
Source: RefSeq, a predicted model, not a curated record